Molecule: messenger RNA, 1359 nt
Organism: Zophobas morio
Lineage: Eukaryota; Metazoa; Arthropoda; Insecta; Coleoptera; Tenebrionidae
Product: modular serine protease-like
Exons: 7
Coding region: 152-1324 (390 amino acids)
Cellular component (GO): plasma membrane
Molecular function (GO): protein binding
Source: RefSeq, a predicted model, not a curated record
UUUUAACCAACGAGAUCUGUUAACAACGAUAAACUCUUGCGACCUCUCCUGUGGGUCAGUUUAAAUGUUGAAAUUAAUAAAACUGGUAAUGUGUUAAACAAAUCAAUGAAAAGGACAGAAAGCUAGUACGCAGAAAAUACUUAAGUAAAAAAUGUGCAAUGCAGGAACUAUAUUACAGGUCAUUUGUUUAAGCUUUGUCGUUAUUCAAGUAGUUGAAGGUAUCGAUUUUUCUCCAAGCAGUAACUAUACAAGAGUACGUCGCCAAGCCAAUCGGGGAAAUUGCCAAGAAUCAAAUUUCGCCUGUAAAUCUGGUGAAUGUAUCCACGAAGACAAAGAGUGCGAUGGUGCCGUCGACUGCGCUGACGCUAGUGACGAGAGUGAUGCUUGUCGCAGAUUAAGAUGUCCUGGGUUCGUGUUCACUUGUGAUUACGGCGCCUGCAUCAACAAAAAUUUGGAAUGUGAUGGUAAGGCAGACUGCCGGGAUGGUUCCGAUGAAAAUACAUUCAACUGUAGGACAACCUAUCAGGUGACUCCAGAAUGCAGAACGGGUGAGUUUAAGUGUAGGUCGGGUCAGUGCAUCGACCAAGAUUAUGCAUGCGAUGGUAGAGCGGAAUGUGAUGACCAGUCAGAUGAAACUGAAGCUGCCUGUUGGCACAUAAAGUGUCCAAGAUUCACUUACCAAUGCAAGUAUGGAGCAUGUGCUAAUAGCAAUGCUGAGUGCAAUGGAAUUGUUGAAUGUUUCGACGGGUCGGAUGAAGAUCCCAACAUUUGUGCCAUAACUCCAGUGAAACCACCCCUACCUCCAGGAGUCAAGGGUAGCUGCGUUUUGCCACAAUUUCCAGAAUUUGGAAAAUGGACGAUUGUAUCACCAAACUCUGCUAGAUUUUCACCAGGAAUGCCAGUAGAUACAGGAACGAUUUUAGAAGUGGAAUGUCAAGACAGAUACAAAUCAGACGGUCAAAAGGUGGUAUAUUGCAACAAUGGCACAUGGUCUUCCAACAUCGCGCGAUGUUUAAAAGCGUGUAAACCUAGAAUAAGCUCCUCAACUGUACGUGUAACUUGUAUGUACAAAAACAAAGAAACGGAGAAUUGUACGGAUGCUAUUGAAGGUACUCUUGCGAAGUUUAAGUGUGCUCCACACUAUGAAGACCCUGCGCUGAGAACUAAACCUGUACAUAUUUGUCAAAAUGGUGAAUGGGAUCAACCCGAACCUCACUGUGUACCAGGUGGUCAGAUUCCUAUCGUAAUUAAUGUAUACGUAAAUGUUAAUAUGGUACCUAAUAGUAGUAGCUCAAUUGACUCGGACCGUGUUGCCUUUCCCUAAUAUGUAGAAACGUUUAAAUAAAUAAUGUGCAUUUA